Molecule: messenger RNA, 4863 nt
Organism: Homalodisca vitripennis (glassy-winged sharpshooter)
Lineage: Eukaryota; Metazoa; Arthropoda; Insecta; Hemiptera; Cicadellidae
Gene: Efr
Product: UDP-xylose and UDP-N-acetylglucosamine transporter
Exons: 8
Coding region: 432-1436 (334 amino acids)
Biological process (GO): transmembrane transport
Cellular component (GO): Golgi membrane; endoplasmic reticulum membrane
Molecular function (GO): UDP-xylose transmembrane transporter activity; UDP-N-acetylglucosamine transmembrane transporter activity
Source: RefSeq, a predicted model, not a curated record
UGUCGUAAUUCACACGUCAUAGAUUGAUUUAUUUAUGUAUGUUUUAAACAUUGAAAUAUACAGUAAUUAAACACUUGAGGAAGUGUGAGUGGAUUAUGAUUAGGCAUAUAUAUGUUGCUCGUUUCGGUUUACGUUAGAAUGCGUUGUUGAAACGCAUUCUAAGUAGUUUUAGCUGAUAUACUGUUUUAUAUCAACGCAUCGUCUGCUUGUUUACCAGUGUUUCGAGGUUAUUUCCCGCUGUCAUAAAUUAUUAAAAUCACAAUCACAGUCUCAUACAGUUUGAGUGUAAGAAAUUGUUAGAACGUAUAUAGUUUUAUUUGUUAAAAGUGAUGGUUUCUACUGCUUUGUUUACAGAUUAGCUCUACUCUUUAAAAGUAAAAGAAGUCAGUGAGGAAGCUAUUCAUACAUUUGAUUUAAAGAUAUUGUCCAUAAUGGGUGUAUUUGCUGGAAUAGCAUCUGUGUUUAUUGGUUGUUGCAGCAAUGUUGUGUUCUUGGAACUUCUAGUCAAAGAGGAUCCAGGCAGUGGAAAUUUAAUAACUUUUGCCCAAUUUGUUUUUGUUGUGGUGGAAGGAUUUAUUUUUACUAUGAAAUUUGGGACUAAGAAGCCGAAAAUUGGAAUAUUGAGCUACACAGUACUCGUUGCCAUGUUCUUCAUAGUGAACGUUUUCAACAACUAUGCUUUUGACUUCAAUGUCGCAAUGCCUCUACACAUGAUAUUUAGAGCUGGAUCACUCAUUGCAAAUAUGAUAAUGGGAAUAAUAAUUCUCAAAAAGUCAUAUGUGUUCUCAAAAUACUUCUCCGUCGGGCUGAUUACCUUGGGGAUUGUGAUUUGCACCAUUAUAUCUGGCCAGGAUGUUGUAAGUAUUUGUGCUGACACGAAACCUACAUCUGAGGUGGAAGACUUCUUUUGGUGGACAGUUGGAAUCGCGCUCUUAACAACAGCACUUUUCAUGUCUGCAAGAAUGGGAAUUUAUCAAGAAGAGCUAAACAAAAAGUAUGGAAAAAAUCCCAAGGAAGCUCUCUAUUUUACUCAUCUCUUGCCACUUCCUGCCUUUGCACUGUUGUACAACAAUAUUUACGAGCACUUCCUCAUAGCUUUACAGAGCGACCCUCUAGAUGUUCCUUAUGUGCCUAUCUAUAUGCCGAAGAUGAUCGCAUACCUCAUCGGUAACAUGGUUACACAAUAUAUGUGUAUAGGUUCUGUGUAUUACCUGACGUCGGAAUGUUCGUCGUUGACCGUAACGCUGGUCAUCACUCUGCGCAAGUUUGUUAGUCUUCUUUUCAGCAUCGUGUACUUCAAGAACUCGUUCACCAUGUGGCACUGGAUUGGAACGUUGAUGGUGUUUACGGGCACCCUCGUCUUUACAGAAGUUCCUCAAAAGUUGAUGCAGUCCACUGUAUCAACUUCUGUACAAAAGGAAAAGAAAAGUCAGUGAUUCCGUAAUUUCUACGAAUUUGUUAAAUAUUUUUGUAGUAGACUUGUUUCUAAUGUAUUUAUUUGUUAAAUACAUAGUUUUAAGUUAUUUUUGGUACAUUCAAGGUUUUAUAUCAUUUUACUCUGCUUUAGAUAAACUUGUUGACUGUUACAAAUAUUUACAUAUUUACAACUGUUGAUUUAAUUAAGGUCUGUUCGUCCACCAUGCUCUUAAAUAAUACUGAACUAUGUUAAAGUCCAUCAGGAUCGUAGCCAAUAACAGUAAUAAUAUUUUAAUUUUUUGUCACUCGAUGUAAAAUGUGUUUUUGGAUAAAAAUCUCAUCUGCAAUGCAAAAUUGUACUAAAUAUUGAAUGUUAUGGUAAAAAGAUGAAAUGUGUACAGUAAGUAAUCAUUAUGAAUGAAUUUUAAAUUAGUAAUAUAUAAAUAGUUCUAUGCAAAAUCCAUAAAAAUAAAAAUUGUUACAUGUUUAUUGAAGUAAAAAUUAAGGCAUCUAAAUUAAUUUUACAUCUUAAUUUCAAAUAAAAUAAUUUUAAACAGACAAAAAGUUCUUAUCAAAUCAGAAUGUUUAAAACAACCAAUAAAUUUAGUCUCAUUUUAAAUUUGUAGUUUAUUUAUAAUAAAAUAUUAUAAAUAUUCAUGGAUAAGUUGAUUUUAAGAUCUACAAUCCUGUUCCCAUUUUAAAUGUAGCAAGGCCUUCACUAUUUUAGGGAUGAAUUUGCUUUCAGUUCAAAUCUGUUAAAUUUGUCAGCCAAAAAGAUACGAGUAUGUGAUAUAAACUGCUCUACUAAACCAAGUUAUAGUAAGCACAGGAGAUAGACAGACCUAUUUAAACAUUUGAGACUUUGACUUUGCAUUUAUGGUAUGAGCAAAUAUGAGCACAUGGGAGGCACAAAAGUAUCUUAAUCACAUAUGAUGUUUUUGAGAUAAAAAUGUGAUGCAAACUAAAAAUCCAACAUAUUUACAAGAUAAUUUACUAUAUUGAAAUGUUGCACAUUUUUCUCUUGUCUUUGAGCAAAGGUACCUUUUAUUCAUCAGUCUGUUUUAUUACAGAUUGUGUUGUUCCCCAUCCCUUUGCUUUGAUAGCCUACUGGCCACAUUUUGUGUAAGGUUGCACUUUGCUAAGAUUGUAACUUUCUCUGCCUUUUUAGAUAAUUUCUUGAAAUCAAUUCAAUUUACAGAAGGAAUACAGUGAGCAGAGUUUGAGUCAGGAGUUGUAUAAUUGGAGAGAAAAAUUAUUUUAAAUCGUGACAUUCUUUUAUCAGACCUGUUUAAGGACUCAUAGAGGAUUUCUGGGCACAUUCCAUGGUGUGUGUUUAAUAUCAUCCAUCGACUAUUUGGUAUGGAACUGUACCUGCUGUAGCCUAUAUUAGUCUGAAAUGUAGGCUGAUUAUUUGCCACAUCAAACUUGCUCUUAUACACAAACUGAGAUUUGUAAUAUUUGAAUUAGAGGUGAUUCCUUCUGAUUUUAAAUUUAUAGUUUGUUUGACAGGUGAGAUGAAACUUUAGAUUGCUAUUCUAAAAAAGAAAGGAUACAGUUGUCAUUCCUUCUGUUGUUUUUACCUUUUAAAAUUAGGGGAUCAUGGCCUGUGUGAUUUUAUAUUGAGCUCUAAACCUCAAACUUUAAUCAGUUUGUGACACAAAUAACAUCGAUUACACACAAUAAUAAUGGAGGUGGUAAAACAUUAGCAGAAUCAAUAGUUUUGAAUUAACAAAACGUGUAAUAUUGCUCAAUUUCAUAUUUUUAUAUUAUUUUUGAACAUCAAUGAUGGACCUGUUAAUGGUCAAAUUUGUCAGUUUAUAACAUAUACUUAUUGAAACUAAUACUAGUAAUUUUACUGUUUUUCUGUCAACAUGUUUAACAACAUGCCUAACAUGCUGCAUAUUAUUGUUUAAUUUAUUAUUGUUAGUUUUAUAUCAAAAUUACAUCAAAUGACGAUGCAUCAAUAAUAUUUUUUUACACAGUUCUAUAUUAGGCCUGUAAAAAGUUCUUUUUUUUGUCAAACCUAAUCAGAGAAUUAAAUUAAGCAUUUUUCUCUCAUAAACAACUGAUAACAACUCUGUGUUGUAGAUAAGACAUUGUCUGAGAGUAGUUUCACGGAACCUAUUGAUACAACUUGUCAACAUUAUCUAAGUAGUACUUAAAUGUUUAAAAUUGAAUGGUACUAUACUAAUAUUUUUAGAUAUUGUGUAGCUAGUCAUUUGUAACUAAACCAUUAUAUUAGUUUUUGAAUACAAUAUAUUUUCUAAUAUUAAAAAAAAUCCAAAGUGUGUGUAUAUGUAUGACAUGUAUUUUGUUCAAGUCUUCCUAUUUUGACAAAAUUAAUAAUAAAUGUUUUGUUUUGUUGUAGCAUACAAUUAUUAGAAUGAACUACUGUUUUAUGAACUAAUGUAUAGUGUUUCUUCCAAACCAAGUGCACAGUGAGAAUUUGUUAUUGAAAGUCUUGAGUGAAUUCAAUCCAUAUCCAUAUAAUUUAAAGCUGUAUUGAGUAUAAUUUAGUUUAUAAAAUGAUUUUAUCACUGUUCAUUGCAUAUUUACUUUGUAGUUUAAUUCACAGAAUUUUCUGUUUGGGAACCUCAAUAUCAUGUCUCUGCCUGUCGGUACAUGCAGAACACAGAAACACAAACACACACAUUGUUAUUUGGUAGUGGUGAAGGUUGUAGUAUUUAGCAGUAAACCUAAAUAUGUAUCUUUCUCAUAUUUAGUUUAAUAAGUCAUAUUACAUUGUGUUUGAGAGCCCCACUUAUAGCUUGGUUACAAUUCAAGUUAUAUUCAGAUUUUGUGAGUAUAAACAAAUGUGUUGCACGUUGAGACCAUGAGCAUCAACUAUUGUGUUGACAGUUGCAACAAGUCAUUCCUUUGCAUACAGUUUGUGAACUUCAUGUGUACUCAAGAGCAUUGGCUACAUUUCAUGUGUUGUGUUUCAUAUCGUACUAACAUUAAUUAGGAGUAAUUUUAUAAUAGAAUAGAUUUUACAUUCCUACUGGUUAAGAUAAUAUUGUUAUUGGAAAUGUUGAUUAUUGUUAUUUUUGUUAUAAAAAAACUGUUAUUGAAUAAAUUUAAUGUUGGAUAAACUAAUUGAAUAAAAAUAAUGUUGGCAUUUCCUGUCAAAAUUUUCUUAUAAUAAGCCACUUUACACCUUAGGGUUUUGGCCUUGGAAAUAAACUAAAACCAUAUGGGAGUGAGUAUCCAGACACGGUCCAUAUGCUAAGAAUGAUAGAAUUAUUUUUAAUAGAUAAGGGUGUGCUAAAUAAAUGUUAGAAGAAGAGUUCUUGAUAAGAGCUGGACGCAAGCACUUGUUUUUAAUCCUCUCCCGUACUAAAAGCCCAAAAUGACUCUGGCUAACUGUCCGUCUCCCGUACAAGAUAUUAUACUAUGAACUAUUUCAACACUUUGAUAAAUAUACAAAUAUUUUCCUGUUCCUUUUUA